Messenger RNA from Cebus imitator (Panamanian white-faced capuchin), 1956 nucleotides. RefSeq names its product elongation factor 2-like. Gene Ontology annotation, molecular function: translation elongation factor activity; GTPase activity; GTP binding. Gene Ontology annotation, biological process: translational elongation. Gene Ontology annotation, cellular component: cytosol; ribonucleoprotein complex. The record is from RefSeq and is a predicted model, not a curated record. Lineage: Eukaryota; Metazoa; Chordata; Mammalia; Primates; Cebidae.
GACGACGAGGCUGCCAUGGGCAUUAAAAGCUGUGACCCCAAAGGCCCCCUUAUGAUGUAUAUUUCCAAAAUGGUGCCAACCUCCGACAAAGGUCGGUUCUACGCCUUUGGACGGGUUUUCUCUGGGCUAGUCUCCACCGGCCUGAAGGUCAGGAUCAUGGGGCCGAACUACACCCCCGGGAAGAAGGAGGACCUCUACCUGAAGCCAAUCCAGAGAACAAUCCUGAUGAUGGGUCGCUACGUGGAGCCCAUCGAGGAUGUGCCUUGUGGGAACAUUGUGGGCCUGGUGGGUGUGGACCAGUUCCUGGUGAAGACGGGCACCAUCACCACCUUCGAGCAUGCCCACAACAUGCGUGUGAUGAAGUUCAGCGUCAGCCCUGUCGUCAGGGUGGCCGUGGAGGCCAAGAAUCCGGCCGACCUGCCCAAGCUGGUGGAGGGUCUCAAGAGGCUGGCCAAGUCCGACCCCAUGGUGCACUGCAUCAUUGAGGAGUCAGGAGAGCACAUCAUCGCAGGUGCUGGCGAGCUGCACCUGGAGAUCUGCCUCAAGGACGUGGAAGAGGACCAUGCCUGCAUCCCCAUCAAGAAAUCUGACCCUGUCGUCUCGUACCGUCAGAUGGUCAGUGAAGAGUCCAAUGUGCUCUGCCUCUCCAAGUCCCCCAACAAGCACAACUGGCUGUACAUGAAGGCGCUGCCCUUCCCCGAUGGCUUGGCCGAGGACAUCGACAAAAGCGAGGUGUCUGCCCACCAGGAGCUCAAGCAGCAGGCGCGCUACCUGGCCAGGAAAUACAAGUGGGAUGUGGCUGAGCCCAGUAAGAUCUGGUGCUUUGGGCCCGACGGCACCUGCCCCAACAUCCUCACCGACAUCACCAAGGGCGUGCAGUACCUCAACGAGAUCAAGGACAGUGUGGUGGCCGGCUUCCAAUGGGCCACCAAGGAGGGCGCGCUGUGUGAGGAGAACAUGCGGGGCGUGCUUUUCGACAUCCAUGACGUGACCCUGCAAGCCAACGCCAUCCACUGCGGGGGUGGUCAGAUCAACCCCACGGUGCGCUGCCUCUACACCAGUGUGCUGACCGCCCAGCCGCACCUUAUGGAGCCCAUCUACUUGGUGGAGAUUCAGUGCCCAGAGCAGGUGGUUGGUGGCAUCUAUGGGGUGUUGAACAGGAAGCGGGGCCACGUGUUCGAGGAGUCUCAGGUGGCCGGUACCUCCAUGUUUGUCAUCAAGGCAUACCUGCCCGUCAAUGAGUCCUUCAGCUUCACUGCCGACCUGAGGCCUAACACGGGCGGUCAGGGCUUCCCCCAGUGUGUGUUUGAUGACUGGCAGAUCUUGCCCGGAGACCCCGUCAACAACACCAGCCACCCCAGCCAGGUGGUGGCAGAGACCCGAAAGCACAAGGGCCUGAAGGAAGGCAUCCCGGCCCUGGACAACUUCCUGGACAAGUUGUAGGCGGCACCUCUUGCAGCGUCUGCCGCCCCAGGGACUGACGGCACCUACAGCACCACGUCCUCACAUUCUCAGACGACACCUGGAGACUGUCCCGACACAGCGACGCUCCCCUCAGAAGUUUAUGGGGCCCACUGCACGCCAUCGCUCAAGCUCAACACUUGAUGCCAUUUCUUUCCAUAUUUAUUUCCAGAGUCCAGAGGCAGCAGACACGUCCUCUUUGCAGGGACUUACUGGGCCUGUAGGGGAGAGGGAGGUGGGAUGGGACACCCAACACUUUCCAUUUCUUCAGAGGGAAACUCAGAUGUCCAAACAAAUUUAACAAAUGCAUUAAGAGGUUUAUUUGGGUAAUUGACCCGUUGUGGCUUUUGCCCCAGAAAGAGGAAAGGAACAAGCGGAUAGAUAAUUUCUAGCAGGCAGGAAGUCCUGUGCAGCGUCACCAUGAGCACCUCCAGCUUGUACUAGUGCCAUUGGAAUAAUAAAUUUGAUAUGGUGGUGACUCAAAAAAAAAAAAAA